This is a messenger RNA of Rhododendron vialii, 546 nucleotides long. RefSeq lists its product as uncharacterized. NCBI's taxonomy places the organism in Eukaryota, Viridiplantae, Streptophyta, Magnoliopsida, Ericales, Ericaceae. The record is from RefSeq and is a predicted model, not a curated record. The transcript has a single exon. Bases 1 to 546 code for a protein of 181 amino acids.
AUGAUGAUACAACCAUCUUCGAAGCGUAAGAUAGAUGCUUGUCAUACGUGGGAGAUCAUGUUCACCGAGCAAGAUAUGGAGGGGGUCUCUUUUCCCCACAAUGAUGCUUUGGUCCUCUCAAUACCGUUCCAAUGGAAGAUGGUCCGUCGAGUGUUGAUAGAUCAAGGUAGUUCGGUAGAGAUUCUGUAUUACUCGGCGUUCAAGGCCCUUGUCCUCACCCAAUAUCAAUUAACCCCGGUGAAUGCCCCCCUAGUUGGCUUUACUGGGAUUCCGAUCUAUCAGAUUGGCAAGAUCGUACUCCCGGUCUAUGUCAGUUCGAUGCAGCUGAAUGUGGAGUUUAUUGUGGUCAACUUGCUGAGCCCUUACAAUGCCAUUAUGGGUCGCAAUUGGUUGCACGGCAUGAAGGCUAUUGCAUCAACACUCUACCAAUGCGUUCGGUUUAUCAGCGAGUCUGGACAACAAGAAACCAUUAGGGGCGAUCAAAUGGCUUCCAAAAAAUGUUUUGUUAAUUCUGUCAGCGAAAAUGGCAAGGCAAAGGAAGUUUAG